AUGCAUCUUUCAUCCUUCCUUUACUUCCUCGCCUGGAUUAGCACCUUCUUCGGUACGUGUAUAAGCGCACCCACGAAGAAUGUCCACCACCCUGCCAGGCCGGUCAGCGAAGCCUCCGUCGACAGACGCCAAUUACAAGUGCUUGUUGACGUGGCUGUGAUCAUUACCGCGGCUGAGACCGUGAUUGAAGGCAUCCAAGACCUGAUCGACCUCAUUGACGGUGACAUCGAAGAAGCCGAAGGACAAUUUACACGCGGCAUCGUGUCAAACCUUCGAGAUCAGUAUCCCACCAUGAACGUCCUGGUGUACCACAACCAAGACUGCGGCUACGAUCUCUACGAUGCCACCCAUGCACAUGUCGAGUUCGACAUCGCCCUGGGCUUCACAAAAGGGUAUGAGGUUUGGGUCUUCGAUCAUGGCACAUUCAACCUCGUGGGCGAUGGCGGCUAUCAGAAUUGGGCAAUCGGCGGGAGCUUCGAAGGGCCCAGCAGCGAAGUCACUUUCUAUAGCAUGAACGGGAACUAG
Molecule: messenger RNA, 525 nt
Organism: Cladophialophora carrionii CBS 160.54
Lineage: Eukaryota; Fungi; Ascomycota; Eurotiomycetes; Chaetothyriales; Herpotrichiellaceae
Exons: 1
Coding region: 1-525 (174 amino acids)
Source: RefSeq, a predicted model, not a curated record